CCGUCGUUUGUCGUCUUUGUAUCUGGGAGAGUUGAAUGGGACACAGUACAUUCGAAAGACCAUGCGUCAACUGGACGCAACCGAGUUGGAGGUACAACAUUGUAGAUAUUAGGUAUUUUCUUUUCCUUCAGGUUCAGCCCUCCAGAGCCCUGGACCAGCAACGAGCGAACGACCAGGCCACGGAUGCUGGUGGAUGAUCCUGGUCGGAGAAUCCUUGUCUCGAUCCCGGACCAUCGCACGACAUCCCCCCAUGGCGGAUCAUGAUGGCACACGCCAGACGCCAUGCCAUGCGCUGCAGUGAUCGACUGACUGACUCGUCGAUAUACAAACAACCCGCAAGACUGCUUCUUUAAAAUACUGUCCUGUGGGACCUCCGUCAAGUCCCAUAUUCCGGCACCUUGCUCUUGUAUAUUUAUAUUUUCUCUACAAAUCUCGAUCGAUGAGUGGUGUACAGAUAUCUUUCCUUUCUCUCUGCCUUGCGAAAGCCUAAUCAGACCGGCCAUAACCCACCACGCUCGUUUUCAGAUCAAUCCCCCGCGCGAGUUCCCUCGAGUUGAGUCGACCGUUGACAGCACGGUGAAGCCUGCCUCCUACGCUGAGUCUCCUGCCCAGAUGACCUCGCCUUUGAAUAGUACGACCUUCUCCUAAUACCGUACCUGCCUUCUGCCGUUACUCCAUCUACGACGAUCCAAUUGAUGUCCUGCCUCCUUUAAUUACCACCCGCUCCCGAAGCCUCCUGACGAUCAAGUCAGCACCCGCUCCGAGUCCACCGUCAGCACUCUAAUCACCUGCCGGAGCCAGUCAGAAGAUCUGGGGACCUGUGCCUGGCUUACAAAGUAGUGGUUUGGUCAUUCAAUCUGUCCCGGGCCGCUUUAUGACGGGUGUGGACCACCGUUACCACCAUUAUCUGUCAGCACUACUACUGUCUCGAGUUCCUGUUGGGUAUAGUGGCAAGUCAACCGACCGACCGAUCGACUUGAGCGCCUGUCGACGUGGACGGGGGUGGAGAGGCAAUGCAGCCGUACACAACGGCGCAAGAGACCCGGAACAUCCUGAUCAUUGGCUCUACGGGGACGGUGGGAACGUACAUUACACGAGCGAUUAUCGAUGCCAGAGACAACUUUGACAGAAUAUGUGUUUUGACCAGUGAGAAGACGUUGGUGGAAAAAGUUCAAGACAUUGCGGCUCUGGAAGCAUGGGGCGUGGAAAUAUUUACUGGGGGUUUGGAUAGUGAGAGGGCGGUUAAGAAAGCUUAUGAAGGCAUAGAUACCAUCGUGUCGUGUGUCGGCAGAGCAGGCAUUGAGAAGCAGAUCAACCUCAUCACCUGGGCCGAGCAAGCAGGUGUGCGCCGGUUCUUUGCCUCCGAAUAUGGCACCGACAUUGAAUACUGGCCGGAGUCGGCGCGAGAGCCGCCGCACCAGCUCAAGUUGAAAGUGCGGGCUCACAUGAAGACAAUGCGGCGGCUCGAACACACGUAUCUUGUCACGGGUCCUUACAGCGACUUAUACUUCGGCACCUUCAAAACCCGGCCCGAAUUGGGCGAGUUUGACGUCAAGGCGAAAAAGGCCGUGUUACUAGGCGACGGCGACGGGCCGGUCAGCUUCACCGCCAUGGCAGAUGUCGGCAAAUUUGUCGUCGCCGCGCUCGUCAACAACAAUGCGUCCAGAAAUGCCACCCUGAUAGUCCACUCGUUCACCGCGACGCCGCAUGAGAUUCUGGCCGAGUACGAAGCACAGACCGGUUCCACGUGGGAAAAGUCAUAUACCUCGCUGGAACGGUUACGGCAGAUUGAAAAGGAAGAAUACCAGGUCUAUUCGCCUCUCGCUACUGUUGUGACCUUACGCCGCAUCUGGACCGAAGGAGGCACCCUGCACAAAUACUACGACGAAACGGUCCUAGGACAUAUUGAGACCGAAACGCUCCAAAGUCAGGUCGCCGCGGGCAUCCAAAAGCAGCUCGAGGGCGAAAAUCAUUUUCCCAGUCUGCUGAGAAAGCUGAGCUUGGUCUGACCAGGUCAGCCACGCCAUCAAGAACCCCACUGGCCCCAGCCAUUAUAAAUACCACCACUACUACUCCUACUACCACCACCAAUGAAUAGGUAUUCGAAUGUAUGUAUUCACAGCUUAUGUACACCCCCGGGUCAUGAAGGAUAUGAUAUGAUUUUACGAAGAAACGGCAAGUCAGAAGCCGCAGCAGCAGCAGUAUAGGUUAGCAUCAGCAGCAUUCAGCGGGCAGAGAGAGCGAGAGACGGGGAGUUUGCCAGAGUCUUUGGUACUCACCAAUCUUUCUGGUACAAACAGGUCGCUUCGAACUUGAAGGGCAUGUUAUUAGUUUGAGGGAUGGUUUCCAUUGCACUGCGCGACACAGUACAGCACAGCAGAGCAGAGCACAUGUGGAUACUAGUAUUCGCCAUGCAAAUAGACAUCAGACGCACACACGUAUAUGUUAUGUCCACUUUUUCGUCGGUCCUGUGGAGAGGGGACUGUACAUAAGGUAUCUUCAGUCGUAAAGGACGACGACAUAUUCGGCACUACCCUGGACUGCAGUCUAGAUACAUAGUCCAAGUGCUUAGGCCGUGGCCACACCACUCAGGUUGGGAGACGAGACAUUCGAACCAAUCUAAUAGGUAGUACCCUAGGUAGGUAACUGAGUUGUUUGUACACCAGAGA
Exophiala dermatitidis NIH/UT8656 is the source of this 2669-nucleotide messenger RNA. RefSeq names its product isoflavone reductase. Gene Ontology annotation, molecular function: oxidoreductase activity. Lineage: Eukaryota; Fungi; Ascomycota; Eurotiomycetes; Chaetothyriales; Herpotrichiellaceae. The transcript has 3 exons. The record is from RefSeq and is a predicted model, not a curated record. The coding region runs from base 1014 to 2009 and encodes 331 amino acids.